CCCCCAAGCGUCGCUGAUCAGUCCCGCACCGCGGAGCUGUCUGCCGACCAGGUGCUGAAAGGCACGAUUGAUUUUAUACCCAUUUACUGGAACCGAUCGACACGUCUUGGAUUUCAUACGAAUCAACUCUAACUGGAAGCAAUUGACAUGUUAUGGACAUUUACUGAAGACAGGAGGUGAUGCAAUAGAAAGAUCCUAUUUAUGAAAAUGGUGCUGUUCAACACCAGGCUGGACCGGAUUAUUUUUGGAAUCUUUUCUUCCACAAGUGCCUGAAGACAACAGGCUGUAAAAACUCUACAUUCAGGCAGUGGCUAGAUGUGACCUACAAAUGGCGAAAAUCUGCACCGAGCAUUCGUACCCGGGCCAGCACGGGCUGUGGGUCGGCACCCCAGAGGACGAUCUUGACUGCGUGGAGAAUGGCAUCAGCAGGGCGACCUCUCUCUGCGACGACACCUCUUCUGAUGUCCAAGGAAUUUCCUCACUGGCCACCAGCAGACUUCCAGAGUCCCACAGAAGCUCCUUCACAGGUUCUGGAGCCAUGGCAAGGCUCUCCCACUUAAUGUUCAUGUUGAGGAGCUGGGCUUCCCAUACGUUAACCCAGGAAGCAGAAAGACCAGACUCCUUCCUGGAACGAUUCCGCGGCCCUGAGCUCAAGGAAGUCUCCAGCCGAGGAAGCCAGGCUCAGUCAUCCGCUGGCCACCCAGGCGGACCUCGGAAGAGGAAUCGUAUCAGUCAUUGGCCACUGGCUGUUCUCAAUGUCAACAACUGUAACAACACAGAUAACAAAAAGGAAGACAAGAAAGAAACAAUAAAAGGAGAGAAAAAAGACGGAGAUAAAAAGGAUGAGAAGAAAGAUGAAAAGAAGGAAGAGAAAAAGGAUGAGAAGAAAGACGAGAAAAAAAAGGAGGAGCCGCCGAAAGGGGUAUGGAUCAUGGACCCAGCAACAGACUUGUACUACAGGUGGCUCACCAUCUUUGCGGUUCCCGUGAUGUACAACCUGAUGAUGCUGAUAACCAGGGCCUGUUUCAAUGAACUCCAGGAGAGUUUCACCACACUAUGGAUUGUUGUAGAUUACUCCUCUGAUUUCAUGUACCUCACUGACACGUUUGUCAGAUCAAGAACAGGUUUCCUGGAACAGGGAUUACUUGUAAAGGAUGUGAAGAAACUGAGGGAGCAUUAUAGGAAAACCCAGCAUUUCAAAUAUGACAUAAUUUCAGUGCUACCGACUGACAUUUUCAUGCUGAAAGUAGGGAUCAACUUUCCAGAGCUGAGGUUCAACCGCCUCUUCAAAAUUUCAAGGCUGUUUGAGUUCUUUGAUCGCACAGAGACCAGAACUAACUAUCCCAACAUUUUCAGAAUCAGCAAUCUUGUGCUUUACAUUCUCAUCAUUAUCCACUGGAACGCUUGCAUUUUCUUUGCCAUCUCCAAGGUCAUUGGCUUUGGUACAGAUACCUGGGUAUAUCCCAACAUCAGUCACCCUGAGUAUGGGCGGCUGUCCAGGAAAUACAUUUACUGCCUGUACUGGUCCACGCUUACCCUAACCACCAUAGGAGAAACACCGCCCCCUGUCAGAGAUGUGGAGUACCUCUUUGUAGUGUGUGACUUUCUCAUUGGUGUGUUGAUUUUUGCAACCAUCGUUGGUAAUGUCGGUGCCAUGAUCUCCAAUAUGAACGCCUCCCGUGCAGAGUUCCAGGCCAAGAUUGACUCCAUCAAGCAGUACAUGCAAUUCCGGAAGGUCACCAAGGACCUAGAGGCCAGGGUGAUCAAAUGGUUUGACUACCUGUGGACUAACAAAAAGACUUGUGAUGAGAAGGAAGUGCUGAAGAACCUGCCAGACAAGCUGAGGGCUGAGAUUGCCAUCAACGUGCAUCUUGACACGCUGAAGAAGGUGCGCAUCUUCCAGGACUGCGAGGCUGGCCUGCUCAUCGAACUGGUGCUGAGAUUGCAGCCGCAGGUUUUCAGCCCUGGGGACUACAUCUGUAAGAAGGGUGACAUAGGCAGAGAGAUGUACAUCAUAAAGGAAGGCAAGCUGGCUGUGGUUGCCGAUGAUGGAGUCACACAGUUUGUGGUGCUAAGCGAUGGUGCCUACUUCGGUGAGAUCAGCAUUCUGGGGAUCAAGGGAAGUAAGGCAGGGAACCGAAGAACUGCCAACAUCCGGAGCGUGGGCUACUCUGACCUCUUUGCCCUUUCCAAGGACGACCUGAUGGAGGUACUCACCGAAUACCCAGAGGCCAAAAAGGCUCUGGAGGAAAAAGGGAAAGCAAUCCUAAUGAAAGACAACCUAAUCGACGAGGCUGUAGCCAGCGCCGGGGCAGACCCCAGGGACCUGGAAGAGAAGAUCAUCCGGCUGGAGAUCAACCUGGAUGUCAUGCAGACCAAACUGGCCAAACUCAUGGCUGAGUACACAGCCAGCCAGAACAAGAUGAAGCAGAGAAUCUCCAACAUGGAAUCCAGGGUGAAAAUACUCAGGGAGGAGGAUCUCUCAGAGGUUGUUGAAGACAAGAAGACUAAGUAAUUUCAUGUACAGUGUUACUAUACAUCUCCAGUGUUACUAUACAUCUCCAGCACAGCAGCGGUGUUACAAGAGUUUCAUCCCUACUGCCAUAGCUGUAGAUAACUGACCACAUUCAUUUUGUACCCAUCAAAUCUCUGCUACUAAUUGUGUGUAUAUUGUGUGUAUAUGUUUAUGUGUGCAUUUAAUGUAUUUGGGUCUAACGUGUUUAACAUGUCAGAGGCCUGUAAUGUACUUUGUUUGUAUUGCAACAGACUGUGAAGACAAAUAUCCUAAUAGGACUAUAAAGGAUAUCUAUCUAUCUAUCUAUCUAUCUAUCUAUCUAUCUAUCUAUCUAUCUAUCUAUCUAUCUAUCUAUCUAUCUAUCUAUCUAUCUAUCUAUCUAUCAUACAGAUGUAUUUUUGUAAAACAUUUUGCAUAAAUCUCAUAAGGUAGUCUGAGGCUUUAAAAAUUGUUUAUAAGGAUAAAUUUGUGUAAUACGUCAUUUUUGGUUUAAAAAUCGAUCUUUAUACAUGUCAUCUUUAAAUGUUUAAUGUAUAAAUAGACAGCCUCCAUUGUGUAUACAGGAAUGUACAGCUGUCAUGGAAGAUCUGGCUACGGAAUAAAUAUCUUUGUCUGCACAGAUGAUGAUGCUAAAGGAACUGUUGACAUCAACUGAGAAUAUGCUAUUCCUAGCAGGAAGCAGGGACACUGGAGGGGCAUGGAUACCCUGGCAGAUUCAGGGGGCCCAGCACUUUACAGGAGCCCCCAGUGGACAUUUAUGGGUCUCCCCUGCCCAGCAAAUUCUACCCGCUGAUUCAUCCAUGUUUCUUCAGAUUGAAAAUCCCAGUUACGCCCCAGGCAACAACAUCACGAGACACGCUGACAUGGAUAAAUGCUGUCUCUGCAUGCAAUGAAACCCCGUAGUUUGCGUAGUUGAUCUCAAGCCACAUUAAUUGUACAGGCAUAUCGGAGGGCGAUCACAAUUUGCAGGCUUUAACAUCAUGCACCAGCACAAAUAACCCUUUGCUGGAAAGGAAGAGACUCUCUCCACAGGCCGAGUGACAUCGGAUUAACGAUCAUGCACGUGCUGGCACUGGUGAGACUUGCUAAUUAUAGGCUGAGCAGAUUACUCUGUUUUAACAGUGACUCGAACUGCAUUUAUUUAAAUGUGCGAAAUGCACUUUAACUCAUGCAUUUAGCAUCUGAAAAUCAUUCAGAUUUCAAUAGAAACUGAUAAUACUGAAACACACAGGUUCAACUUUUAACUGAAUAUUCUUUGAAUGUAUUUAGCAUUAGAAUUUAUUAUUGCGAGCUAAAGAGUUUUGUAAGUACAUAAUGUCUAAUAUUGUGACGGAAAACAUGCACCCAAGCUAGAUAUUUCUACAUCUUUUCCUU
Molecule: messenger RNA, 3889 nt
Organism: Brienomyrus brachyistius
Lineage: Eukaryota; Metazoa; Chordata; Actinopteri; Osteoglossiformes; Mormyridae
Gene: cnga3a
Product: cyclic nucleotide gated channel subunit alpha 3a
Exons: 9
Coding region: 329-2515 (728 amino acids)
Biological process (GO): monoatomic cation transmembrane transport
Cellular component (GO): plasma membrane; intracellular cyclic nucleotide activated cation channel complex
Molecular function (GO): intracellularly cAMP-activated cation channel activity; protein-containing complex binding; cGMP binding
Source: RefSeq, a predicted model, not a curated record